This is a messenger RNA of Tachyglossus aculeatus (Australian echidna), 2417 nucleotides long. Its product is annotated as serine/threonine-protein kinase Nek6-like. The transcript is spliced from 4 exons. Gene Ontology annotation, molecular function: protein kinase activity; ATP binding. The coding region runs from base 224 to 1681 and encodes 485 amino acids. Gene Ontology annotation, biological process: protein phosphorylation. NCBI's taxonomy places the organism in Eukaryota, Metazoa, Chordata, Mammalia, Monotremata, Tachyglossidae. The record is from RefSeq and is a predicted model, not a curated record.
CUCCUGCCCCCCAAAGCCAGAGGUACAGGGGUCAGGACUGGACUCCUGAGAGUUUCCGAUCUCUCUAUUCUUCUUCGCCCAAGCAGGGUGCAGUCAGAAACCUCUAGCCGAAUCUGGGCAUGAGGAAACAGAGGAGAAGGGCCUCUGUGGGUUUGCUCUGCCAAUUUCCUGGACUCCUGACCUGAAUCCAGGGGCGGUUGAGCUUGAAGUUGGAUGGAAAGUCAUGGAGAAAUAUGAGAAAAUCCUGACCAUUGGCCGAGGGUCAAGCGCGGAAGUCUUCCUCAUGAAGCAUGUAGGAACGAAGAAGAUGUUUGCUGUGAAAAAAGUGAGGGUGGAUUCAUCCAAGGGAAACAGGAACAGAGAGGCUGCCCUGCAGGAGGUGGCUAUCCUGAGACAACUCAGGCACCCCCAUAUCGUCACUUGCCAUGACCACUUCCUGGAUCCCCAGGAGGAGAAUGUCUUCAUUGUCCAGGACUACUGUGAGGGUGGCACCUUGGAUGACCGCAUCAAGCAGAGGCAGGAAGCAGACUACUUUCAUGAAGCUAUGGUCAUGGAGUGGUUCGUGCAGCUGGUCUUAGCGGUUCAACACAUCCACUCCUCAAAAAUCCUGCACAGAGAUAUCAAGGCCUCCAAUGUGUUCCUCACCCGGCUGGGACAGGUGAGGCUGGGGGAUUUUGGCAUCUCGAAGGUCAUGAGCGGCACUCUGGAUAUGGCGAGCACCUUCGUCGGGACUCCCAUGUAUCUGAGCCCGGAGCUGUGCCAAGAUGUGCCCUACAGCACUAAGUCAGACAUAUGGGCCCUGGGUUGUCUUCUCUUUGAGAUGUGUGCCUUAAAACCAGCCUUCAGUGCCACAAAUCUGGUCAGCCUGUUUUACAAAAUCGUGAGAGGUCAGCAGGAAGCUGUCCCUGGGUGUUACUCGGCAACUCUGAGCUCUUUGCUUAGCUCCAUCCUCCAUAAGAGCCCAGAAGGAAGACCGAGUGCCAGCCAGCUCCUCAAUGACUGUUUUGUCCAGCAUCAUCUCCGGCUCUUUCUCUGCCAACAAGAGGCCCAGCCUUACAGAUGGCAGCAGCUGGACCAGAGCCUCUGCCAAAUAGACCUUGAUAGUUGUUCCAAGGCAGCGCGCCUUCCAAGCGAAACUCUGCCAGAUUUGGGAGACCCCGAGAAUGAGGAAUUCGGGCCAGGGUUAGGCUCACCCAGAUCCAGGCCUGAACCCAAGGUGGCAGGAGAUUCCGAAGACCCCUCUAGCUCUGAGGACAGCUGCACAGACUACUCUGAAGAUUUUGAAAGCCAUUCUACUUCUUCAGGAGAGGAGAGUCCAGAAUGGGAAGCCUCUGAUCCCACUCCUAUCGAAGAAAUCUCUGAGGCGUUUGAAGCCUUCGCUGAGGCAGAUGAGAGUGAAUAUCCUGAUGACUUUGAGGAAUAUGAAGAGAGUCAGCUGGAGACAAGCAGCUUUCACAGUACAAAGAAGCUACAGCCUGAAGACGGGAGCUUCCAGGAGGAAUUUGAAGACUGCCAGGUCCCGCCUGAUUUCUCUGUCGCCCCAAAAUCCUUUCAGGAGAAGUGUAUUGGUGGAGUCUUCCACUCAGACUGCAGGGAAAGAAGCUCCAAGACCAGUCAAGGAGCUCAAUUUGUCUGCACUGGGCCCUGGGCCUCAUCUUUUCUCCCAUUGAGCAUCAAGUGACUUCUCUCCCUGCCUGACUCUGGGGGCUGUCAGGGGCUCUCUGUGCACCCUGGGGAGUUAGGGUUAGGGGUAGGGUUAGUCAAGGAGCUUAACUUGUCCCCACUGGACCCUGAGCUUCAUCUUUUCUCCCAUUGGGUGACCUGAGCCCUUAAAAUGACUUCUCUCCCUGCCACACUCUGGGUCUCUCUGUGCCCCUCUUCUCUGCUGACCUCCCAUCCUUUGGGAACUAGGGCUGGGACUUCUUCCUCGUAAGCCACAUCCACUCAAAGCCUCUGCCAGACAACCCAAGGUCCCCCCCAUGCUCAAAGACGAUGUAGGUUCCUGUGGCGGUCGAGCCCUCUGGCUUUUUAGCCAAUCAACCCCGCCAGCAAGCCCCAGGCUACUAUUGAUUGAUGGAUCGACUGGAUGGAACAGGCUAUGGAAAGACAGGAGGGAUACAUGAGGGCCCUGAUGCCUCCAGCAGAGCCGAUUAAUUGUGGCAUUGUGUGGAUGGAGCAUCUCAGAAUAUGAAUGUUGCAUGAGGAUUAUCUAGUACUGAAAAUUUGGAAAAGCAAUGACCUAAUAUUAAAAAGCUGGGGGAGGGGACGAUCACCAAGAGUGGCCCUUUCACUUAUGAAUUUUAACCUACUUGAACAAGAAUCCUAAUUUGUAAAUGUUUGCUUUUUCAUGUCACUUAUCUAUCAUUUUGUAACUUCCUUAUGAGGAUCUACCUUCAUUUGGAUUUGUGUUGUUUGAG